Messenger RNA from Eleginops maclovinus (Patagonian blennie), 2313 nucleotides. It is a transcript of the gene fjx1, whose product is annotated as four-jointed box kinase 1. The record is from RefSeq and is a predicted model, not a curated record. The coding region runs from base 390 to 1673 and encodes 427 amino acids. Lineage: Eukaryota; Metazoa; Chordata; Actinopteri; Perciformes; Eleginopidae. Gene Ontology annotation, biological process: cell-cell signaling. The transcript has a single exon.
UCGAACUCACCCAGUGCAGAGAGAAAGGGAAGAAGAGAGAGGGAGAUGUGCACACGGACAGAAAGCACCUACAACGUCAGUGGGUUAUAAUGGAGAGCGUUCAUUAAAGGAUAUCCGCUGUGGUGAGCCGGAGCACUACGUUUCCCGCAGAGGAGGGAUGUGACAAGGCAUCUGCUCAGGACGGGAGAUGAGAUUCACACUGUUUCGAAGACCCUCUUCUUCCUGUGAUCUCAAACAGUCCGCCUGUGAGCCACCGGGCUUGAGGGGUGUACGGGACACUGGGCGCUCGGCUCACAGUUUAACGGUGGAUUGAAGAAUAUUCUUUAUUUCGUUUUUAUUUAAUCCUGUCAGAGCUCUGUGGGUCUCCGAGGGGAAGGGUGGUCUUCACCAUGAGGGCUGUUUCGGCAAACUUGUUCGCUCUUCUUUUCCUGUGCGCCCUUGCGAGUGUAUUCUACGUCUGGAGCGCACUGGAGAACCGUUUGGAGCGACACAAACGCGGGUUCUCUGCACCAGGCGCAGGGUCUUUUCACCAGGGUCUCCCCGCGGACCUCUCCGCCAAAACUUUCCGGGCAUUGCUAGCUGUCCCAGCGGCAAAAAGACCGCACUUGGGGGGCAGACUCGAGGCUCGCAACCUCACCCAUCAAACUGCCUCUGCAGGAAAUCGAGAUUACCAUGUGAAUGGGGAUAACAAGAGGUCAGCACUGCAGGAGGGCCUGGUCAAGUUAGGCUCCCCGGUGGAGGAUGGGAUAUUUUGGAGUGAAUGGCUAGAAGAUCUUCUCCCCGUGGGCUUCACAGAGGAAUAUGCGCGGUCUUGGCGAGAGAGAGCCAGGACAUAUCGGAUAGUGAAGCUGGAGCCGGGAUGCGGCAGGAUAUCUAACCAGCUUGCCACUUUUGCAGAUGGGACCAAAGCGUGUGUGCGAUACGGGAUAAACGCUGAUCAGGUGCAAGGGGAAACUUUAACCUACUACCUUGCCAGUUUGCUCGGCAUCACAAACCUGCCUCCCCUCGUACUGUCCCAGGUGAACAGUGACAGUGAACAGUGGGCUGCAGUGAGGACGCGAAUAGGUGGUUUACAGUGGAGCGAUCGGGCCGUGGUGUCUCUCACGGAGUGGGUCUCUAACCUGACCGGGGUCGUCACACCUGCGCCGCUCAGACAGGAGAGCAGCGGGCUGCAUCCUGUGCUCGGGGAGCUCCGGAACAAGACCACGGCGGAGCUGCUGGAACUGAUGCAGUGGAGCGACCUGAUCAUGUUCGACUACCUGACUGCAAACUUCGACAGACUCGUCAGCAAUCUGUUCAGCCUGCAGUGGGAUUCGCGCGUAAUGGAGCGGGACACCAACAACCUCCUUAAAACACCCCGCGGCGACCUUGUGUUCAUAGACAAUGAGGCCGGACUCGUGCAUGGGUUUCGGGUGUUGAACAUGUGGGAGAAAUACCACAGUACAGUACUGAGCUCCGUAUGUGUGUUCAGAAAAAGCACCAUGCAGCGCGUGGCGGAGCUGCACAGGCGCAGAGACGCCAGGAAGAGGCUGAGGGAACUCUACAGAGACAGCGAGCCUUUGUCCCAGGAAUUAGGAUUUCUCUCGGACGAGCACGCUGGUGUUCUCGAGGACAGGAUAGACAGAAUAUACAAACACAUUUUGCAUUGCAAAGCCAAGUACAGCCAGCUGUGAACAUUCAGCAGGCACAGCUGAUGGAUUUGCUGUCUGCAGAGUAUAAUGAGCUCUGCAAAGGCGCCUGGCACACCUGUGCUAAACUGAUGUCUAAUAUCAUUACUGUUUAGAAUAUCCAGCUGAACUACCUCUUGUGAAUAGAAUGUGUUGCCUACUUUAUAAAUAAGUACAUUUGACAGAAUUCCCCCUGCUGAGUUUUCCACUGUAUGCCUCAAAGAGAGGAAUGAUUAAGGCCAGUCUUUCCUGUCUUACUUCGCCCACUGAGGCUCACCUUAAUGGGAUUUAAUGUUAUAUGUCUGACUAGGGUAUAAUAACGCAGCCCCUCAAGUGUUUUUGGAUUCUUGCCUUAUGUUCAACAAUCCUAAUGAUACACUCCUAAAGCCUUAACAUAAGCUAACUGAAUAUUUCUGUUGACAUCUGGAUAGCUUUUCAUAGAGAAUUGUUUGCACAUUAUAGCAGCACCUGCACUCCUGUAAUUGUGUUUGGAUUGCAUACUCAGCCUUAAAAAUCAUAUCAUACCCAUUGUACAUGCUGUAAGUACUUUGUAAAUAUUGUCUGAAAUUUGAUGCUCCACUAAUUUAACAUGCAUUGUAACAUUCCAAAAAUCUUGUGUCCUUUUGAUAAAUACACUUUAAUUUAA